GAGGGAGGAGGGAGGAGGGAACAGGGGGCUGAGCUGAUCCCACGUGUGACGCUGUCGUUCCCGGCUCAGUAAUAUUCUCAUAGCGGGGCUUUGCAUAUCUCCUGCCUGGCACUGUGUCUCUCACUCUCACGGUAGUCCCAGCCGAUAGUUUUUUUGGAAUAGCUAUGGAAGGAGACGGGAGUCAAACCACAUCCGGAAGCCUAAAUGACUCACACCAUGACCCCGGUAAAAUGUUUAUCGGUGGUCUCAGCUGGCAAACCUCUCCAGACAGCCUUCGAGACUAUUUUAGCAAAUUUGGAGAGAUACGAGAAUGUAUGGUGAUGAGAGACCCCACGACGAAACGCUCAAGAGGAUUUGGAUUUGUUACAUUUACAGAUGCUGCCAGCGUAGAUAAAGUCUUAGCUCAACAACACCACGAAUUAGACUCAAAGACGAUUGAUCCUAAGGUUGCCUUUCCACGUCGCGCCCAGCCUAAGAUGGUCACAAGAACAAAGAAAAUAUUUGUUGGUGGCCUUUCAGCCAAUACAGUAGUGGAAGAUGUGAAGCAGUAUUUUGAACAGUUUGGGAAGGAAGCCAGAAGUGGAGGAGGAAAAAGAACAAGAAAGAGAAGAAAUAGCAAAAGACCGUGUCAUGAACUUACCCUCCAGUUUCUGAGAAGGACAAAGAUGAAGAAACCAUAGCCCAGUCUGUAUUCACCACAUCAACGCCGUUUGAGUACAUACCAAUUACCAGUGCUAAAUUCAACAGAAGUUUUGAAGUAUCUUCAAAUAGAAAAAGUAUGUUCACAUUUUACUUUUUAAGAAACUAAAGUUAUUUUCAGUGUGAAUUGUAAAUAUUGUAUGAGUAAUAUUUGCACAUUUUAUAUUAUAUUUUUUUAUACAUAUUUAUAUUUAUUCAUAUUACUCUGGCUUUUGUAUUAUUGUUAAUUACACAUUUGAUAGAAUGUACACAUAUUGAUAUACAUAUGUAAUCAUUUUUAUGUAAAACAAUCCUGUUUUAAUAAAAAUAAUUUAAGACUGAAAAAAAUGAGUGUGAGAUGUUCUUCAAUUUUGGGCUGUGGGAGAAGGCGGGGUUAAGGGCAAAGGGUGCCCCAGGUAC
Nerophis ophidion (straightnose pipefish) is the source of this 1098-nucleotide messenger RNA. Its product is annotated as RNA-binding protein Musashi homolog 2-like. NCBI's taxonomy places the organism in Eukaryota, Metazoa, Chordata, Actinopteri, Syngnathiformes, Syngnathidae. Gene Ontology annotation, molecular function: RNA binding. The record is from RefSeq and is a predicted model, not a curated record. Gene Ontology annotation, cellular component: cytoplasm. The coding region runs from base 165 to 680 and encodes 171 amino acids. The transcript has 8 exons.